This is a messenger RNA of Gekko japonicus, 1554 nucleotides long. RefSeq names its product PR domain containing 8 (gene PRDM8). Gene Ontology annotation, molecular function: protein binding. The transcript has 4 exons. NCBI's taxonomy places the organism in Eukaryota, Metazoa, Chordata, Lepidosauria, Squamata, Gekkonidae. Gene Ontology annotation, cellular component: nucleus. The record is from RefSeq and is a predicted model, not a curated record. Gene Ontology annotation, biological process: regulation of DNA-templated transcription. Bases 1 to 1554 code for a protein of 517 amino acids.
AUGGAGGAGUCGGGGGUGCCGCGGGGCAUCUGGGAGGGCGAGGCCAAGGCGGUGCAGCAGUGCCUGACGGACAUCUUCACCAGCGUCUACACCACCUGCGACAUCCCGGAGAACGCCAUCUUCGGGCCCUGCGUGCUCAGCCACACCUCGCUCUACGACAGCAUCGCCUUCGUCGCCCUCAAGUCCACCGACAAGAGGACGGUCCCCUACAUCUUCCGGGUGGACACCUCGGCGGCCAACGGCUCCUCGGAAGGCCUGAUGUGGCUGCGCCUGGUCCAGUCGGCCCGCGACAAAGAGGAGCAGAACCUGGAGGCCUACAUCAAGAACGGGCAGCUCUUCUACCGCUCCCUCCGCCGGAUCGCCAAAGACGAGGAGCUGCUGGUCUGGUACGGGAAAGAGCUGAGCGAGCUGCUCCUGCUGAGCCCGGCCAGGGCGCACGCCAAGAUGAACGGCUCUCCGCCCUACGCCUGCCUGGAGUGCAGCCAGCGCUUCCAGUUCGAGUUCCCGUACGUGGCCCACCUGCGCUUCCGCUGCCCCAAGAGACUGCACGCCGCCGACAGCAGCGCGGCCGAGGAGGCCAGCACCAAGGCCAGCAGCCCGAAGGCCCCAGAAGGCGGCGGGGGCCCGCCGAGCGUCGCCAAGUACCACGCCAAGCCCCUCCACCACGCCCCCCACCCGACUCGUCACCAUUACGGUGGCCCGCAGGAGGGCCACGGCGGCGCCACCAAGCCUUCCACGGACUUCCACAACCUGGCGCGGGACAUGGAGAACUCCCGGGAGCGCAGCGGCUCGCCCGCCAGCCGGGAGCCGUCGGAGGGCAGCCCGGAGGGGCCGCCGGGCAAAGCCAAGCGGAAAUACCCGGCGGGCGAGGCGCUGGGCGAGGAGCGGGUGGCGGCCGCCAGGGGGCGCCUGGAGCGGCCCUUGCCGUCGUCGCCCAAGGAGGACCUGGUGUGCACCCCGCAGCAGCAGUACCGGCCGGCGGGCAGCUACUUCGGCCUGGAGGAGAGCAGCCGCCUCUUCGCGCCGCCCAGCCCGGAGACGGGCGAGGCCAAGCGCAGCGCCUUCGUGGAGGUGAAGAAGGCCUCGAGGGGCCUGGACGGCGGAGGCAGCGAGGAGGAGAAGGAGCGCGGCGACGGCGCCUCGCCGGGCAGCGCGCCCCCGGACAAGGCCCUGGGAGGCGGAGCCGCGGCGGGCGGCGGCCUGCCCAAGCAGAGCCCCUUCCUGUACGCCACCACCUUCUGGCCCAAGGGCGUGGCGGCGGCGGCGGCGGCCACGACGGCCCCCCUCCAGCUGCAGCUGCCCUCGGCGCUGACGCUGCUUCCGCCCUCCUUCACGUCGCUCUGCCUGCCGGCGCAGAACUGGUGCGCCAAGUGCAACGCCUCCUUCCGCAUGACCUCCGACCUGGUGUACCACAUGCGCUCCCACCACAAGAAGGAGUACGCCCUGGAGCCCCUGGUCAAGCGGCGGCGCGAGGAGAAGCUCAAGUGCCCCAUCUGCAACGAGUCCUUCCGCGAGCGCCACCACCUCUCCCGGCACAUGACCUCGCACAACUGA